GACCGACUAAAAAAUCAUAAACGCAAAAAGUUCGUUUUCUUUUCUUUCUUUCAUCUUCUUCAAGCUCUUCUCUUGUAUCUUCGUUUUUUCUUCAAUACUUUGGGUUUUGCAUCUUUUUUUUUUCAUCAUGUCUAAUGAAACCAAAGAUCUGAACAACUACCACUAUACUUCAUCGUAUAAUCAUUACAACGACAUCAGUAACCAAAAUAUUUUGAAUCUCCCUUACGUUUCUGGUCCAUCCAGUUAUAAUGCAAACAUGAUCUCAUCACAGAUCGGCUACGAUCUACAGUCGAGUCCUCAAGGAGUGUACGAAUCGGGUUUCGAGCUCUCGCCAUCUUCCACCGAGUUUUUUAGUUCUUCGUUUGAUCAAGAAAAUGGGUUUUACAGUGCUUUUAAUUAUAACACUAGUAACAAGAGUCAAGAAGUUGUCGGUAGUGGUGGUGCAAUCAUUGACAGUAAAACUAGGGGUUCUGCAUCUCCAUCUUCGAGUGAGGCGGAUCAUCAUCACGGCGAAGAUUCCGGAAAGAGCCUGAGGAAAAGAGAAGCUGACGAUGGAGGAAAAGAUGAUCAACGUGCUCAGAAAGAAGUUAAAACAAAGAUGAAAGAGGAGAAGAAGCAAAGAGAGCCACGAGUCUCGUUCGUGACUAAGACCGAAGUUGAACAUCUCGAAGACGGCUAUCGUUGGAGGAAGUACGGCCAAAAGGCUGUCAAAAACAGUCCUUAUCCGAGGAGUUACUACAGAUGCACGACGCAGAAAUGCAAUGUAAAGAAGAGAGUUGAGAGAUCUUACCAAGAUCCAACGGUCGUGAUCACAACGUACGAAAGUCAACACAACCACCCGAUCCCGACCAGUCGCCGUUCCGCAAUGUUCGCUGGACCCGCCUCAUCUAAUUACAAUUCAACCUCUCUAUCUUCGGUUUCUGAUUUCAUCAUCAAUACUCCAAGAAGCUUCUCACGUGAUGAUCUCUUUCGUGCACCGUACGCUAGUAUUAGUGUAAACCCUAAUUAUGAGCAACAACAAAACCAAGAGCUUCAGCAUGACUAUGAGCUUUUAACGGACAUCUUUCCUUCAGUUUUCUUCAAGCAUGAGCCUUGAUGAUAUAGUUGUACU
This is a messenger RNA of Raphanus sativus (radish), 1111 nucleotides long. Its product is annotated as WRKY transcription factor 8-like. Bases 128 to 1096 code for a protein of 322 amino acids. Gene Ontology annotation, molecular function: sequence-specific DNA binding; DNA-binding transcription factor activity. The record is from RefSeq and is a predicted model, not a curated record. The transcript has 3 exons. Gene Ontology annotation, biological process: regulation of DNA-templated transcription. NCBI's taxonomy places the organism in Eukaryota, Viridiplantae, Streptophyta, Magnoliopsida, Brassicales, Brassicaceae.